AUGCCAGCAAUACCUCAACCAACUUCAUCAUCCCGAGCCAAGCACUUCCGACCCCCUGAUCCAAAUCAUGCUCCUCGAGACCUAUCUUCCCAUCGUCCCAGUAAUGCUCCCAUCCCGGAACCAUCCCCGAAAAUCAUCUCUUCUAAAUCCCAUAGGGAACAUCAUAUACCUCGACGAUUCAUCGGUUCCAUUCCUCAGAAAACACUCAAUUCUAAUGAAGUAGUAGAGAAGAGAAGGAGAUUGAGUGAAUUGAAGAGGAGUGCCAUUUCCCAUUUACCCUUCUUCGGAGAAGCCAACGGUAGCAAUAGAGAUGGGACGAGCUUUAUAGGAUCUGAUUCCCAUGGAGAAGCGGAUGAGAGACAUUUGAUUAGAGAGGCUGCUAGACGCAUCAAGAUUAGGAGAAGAGAUAGGAAUGGUGAAGAGUUUGAACAACAUUUGGAACUGGAUCCGGAGACUCCCCUCGAGGAUGGAUCGAAGGGAAAGACUGGAAGUAAAGGGAAAGGAAAGGAUAUGUGGUCAGGUGAGAGUUUUGAUAUAGGAAGGGAAUUCUUGGGUACAAUAGUAGAUGAUCAAGAAGAAGAAGAAGAACCACCACCGCCUAAAUCAACAACACAAGAAAAGGGGAAAGAGAAAGAGCAACGGAAACCUAUCAGACCUACAGUAUCAACACGUACAACUCAGGAUUCAUUCGUUACUGCUCGAACGGAAUUCACAUCUUUGUCUACCUCCGAAGGUAAUACUUCGAAAUCAACCUUAGCUUUGGACGAAGGACAUGGAGAUGUGGAUAUAGGAUAUCAGGUAACUCCUCAACCUUCUCUAGGUGACAAUCCCGAUUUAGAUCAGGAAGAAGGAGAUAGAAGCAAGAUAAGGAAUUCACAAUCAUCCUCUAUUCAACCUCUCAUCUCUGAAAAUGCCAUAACAGUAACAUCAACGCAUGACGUUUUGGAAGAACCGUCCACCCUGGGUACAAGUACGAUCAAACCGUCGCCUAAGAAAAUAAAAUCUAAUGAAGGUAUAUCAACCAAGCUCAAAUCGGCAUUGCGAAGACCAUCUAAUGUUAAGUUAGAUAUCACCUCAACCAAAUCUGCUCAAGGAAACAACUCAUCUUCUUCAACCGUAUUUGCGGUAGGUAAACAAGGUAAAUCGAAGAGUGUACAAUUUCCUUUAGAUCCCACUCAACCUACUUCGAGUCUGAAAAGGUUAGGAAGAGUUCAAGAAGGGAAUGAGAGUGUACAAGGUGAUAGGGAUCCGGUACAUCCGAUGAAAGUACUUGAACGAACUGGUCAAGAAGCGGAAGGAACGAGUCAUCAAGCUGUUGAAAUCGCUUUGGAGGAGGAAGAGGAAGAUUGGGAAGAGGUGAAAAGGCCUGGAGAAGUGAUAUUGAGAGAUCGGAUGAUUGUCAGAGUCGGAUAUCAUAGGGAAGAUAAGUUACCAGGGUUUGACGAAGCUGCUCAGCGCCGGAACCCUUGUGCUCGACUUGACCCUCUCGAAGAAUACAUAGUAAUUUACCGCAAGAAUCAAAUCGAGUUAUAUUCCAAUUACAACUACCCCUUCCAAGAGAAGAUCGUAGGUCAUAAACAUCUGGCAUUUGUCAUUCCACUCAUACCUCAUCGAACCAGCUUAUCCAUAUUCAAUCCUGAGGACGUCACUUUAUGCUUGACGACGUCGGUGUAUAAGCUUCAAGAUGAUGUGUCGUACUUGAUGAGGAGCAAUUCGAGUCGGUUAGGGGAUAUGCGAAAUCGAAUCAAACAAUCUAAGCAGAUCCAGUGGCUCAAAGGUCAUAACAAAGGUAGUCAGGUAUUUAUAAUGAAGUUGGGUGAAAGAUCAAGAUCUCUCGAUUGGUAUUGGGAAAUAUGGAAAGAAUUAAAUACAAAUGGUGAAGAAGGUUUACCUGAUAGGUUCGAUAUUCAAAUUCCAUCUUUAUCAACUUCCAUUAGAUUGUUUACGAACCCCACUGGAGAUGAUGAGUAUGAUCCACUUGGAAGUACCAGUCAACUAGAGAAAUUCGAGAAGACCAAAGUGAUUGAAACGUGUUGGAAAAUGUUACUUGACUCUGACCUGAAUGUCGAAGACCUAAAGAGACAAAGUGAAUCUGCUUCGACAUCGAAAGGGCAAUUGGAUCUUCAAUUGGUAUGGAAGAAUCAGAAGAAUGGGAAUUUAGAUUGGAUAGCUUAUGGUGAUACGGUACAAGGUAAGAAAAGAGGUUGGAAUUUGUUAUCUGGUUUAGCAAGGGCCCAGGGUGAAACUACUUGUCGUGAUUUACAAUUGAGAUCUGCAAGACAUCGACCUAGCUUGAUCAAGUUGGAAGAUGGUACUUCACUUGAAGAACCGCCAGGUAUAGAAGGGUAUCUUACGAGACACAAAGAUGGUUCGACAAAGGAACAGGUGUAUAUAUCGUCUCAUGAUGGUAACAUCUUCGUAGGAAAUAUGAAAGAAGCUCGACCACCUCUCCCACCUUCCAAAGAAAGUUCAACUCCAUCCGAACUAUUUCCGGAAUUAUACAAGACUUUCAUCGAUGAAGAACAUCGUAGAAUGGCUAGUUUCCUUGCACGUUGUUCGGGAUGUAUCGACUUAAGAGAUAUAGUAUCUAUCAAGAUCCUACCUGAUAAGACCAAACAUCAACACCAACCCCGACCUUCGAUGCCUCAAGAGCCAUACGGUAGGACGUUCGAAGUUGAAGUGAACACCGGUGGGAAUGUCAGACUUGAGGCUCAGUCUCCUGAACUAGCCAAGGAAUGGGUAGAUAACUUGAGGGGGUUGAAGAAGUAUUGGGAGAGAAGACAUCGUGUUGAUGCCAGACAACGCAUGGACGUUAUUACCCUUCAUUCUCGCGAGAAUCCAUUCACAGGUACGGAACUAUCGAAUGAAUCGGAUGAUUUCCUCUCUGAGGUAUGGGAUUGGUGUGUCAUCAAGGGAUGUAGGAGUAUAACUGUAUCUGGGAGGUUGUUCAUGAGGAAAGAUAAAUGGGAUAAAUUCAGAUCCAAGUAUAUCGUCCUCUCCGGCGGUACUCUAAUAUCUUUCAAAAUCAAGAAGAAGAAUGCGUUCCAUACGAGAAAAAAGAGGUAUCCCUUGUUCGGAGCAUACGUUUACUCAGGCAUGCUAGCGCUAGAUGAAAUACCCUCCACUUCAUCAUCGGACGCAUUCACCUCGGAAUCUAGGGUGUAUCAAGAUGGUCUUCAAUCAUCGGACGGUGCGGAAGAUACUACCUUCUGCGUAAGGUUGACUAGUCCUUCAUCGUCCAAAAAGGAGAAAGGCUGGGGGAAGAAAGUCACUCAACCUUGGGAAAAUCAAGAUCUGGUUAAAGAUCAGAAUUUCUUACCUCCCGAUUUAUCAAAGAGACCAAGUCAAUUGUUGAUCUUUCGGGCGAGAUCCAAGCUCGAGAGGGAUCGAUGGGUCUGGGCGAUUAAUGCAGAGAUGGAAAGACAAGUGAGAUCACACGUAAAACAAGAAGAGAUAUUGAGGAAUCAUGGGAUUGUACCUGACAGGUGGUGA
Messenger RNA from Kwoniella botswanensis, 3492 nucleotides. RefSeq lists its product as uncharacterized. Gene Ontology annotation, biological process: protein localization to prospore membrane. Bases 1 to 3492 code for a protein of 1163 amino acids. The record is from RefSeq and is a predicted model, not a curated record. The transcript is spliced from 10 exons. Lineage: Eukaryota; Fungi; Basidiomycota; Tremellomycetes; Tremellales; Cryptococcaceae. Gene Ontology annotation, cellular component: prospore membrane.